Molecule: messenger RNA, 6811 nt
Organism: Pongo pygmaeus (Bornean orangutan)
Lineage: Eukaryota; Metazoa; Chordata; Mammalia; Primates; Hominidae
Gene: TECPR2
Product: tectonin beta-propeller repeat containing 2
Exons: 20
Coding region: 294-4529 (1411 amino acids)
Molecular function (GO): protein binding
Source: RefSeq, a predicted model, not a curated record
GCAUUUGCGUCACGUCCGCCCCGCCCGCUGCCACUUGUGGCUCUGCCGCUCUAGCCCUCGGCGGAGACAGCUGCCGCUCUUCGGUGCUAGCCCCGGUGCUGGCCCCGGUGCUGGCCCCGUUGCCCAGGGAACAGGCUCCCGGCAGCCCCCGCGGCCCGGAGUCCAUCCCCGCCUCCUCCGGCCCGGCGGGGCCGACGAGUCCGGAGGGGCUGCCGCGGGAGCCCCCAGGUUUCCCUAGAUGACAAAUAAGCAUUCCUUUUCCUGCGUGAAGAUCGUCUGUGGAAACCUUGGCCAUGGCAUCGAUAUCAGAGCCUGUUACAUUCAGAGAGUUCUGCCCGUUGUACUAUCUCCUCAAUGCCAUUCCGACAAAGAUCCAGAAGGGUUUCCGCUCUAUCGUGGUCUAUCUCACGGCCCUCGACGCCAACGGGGACUACAUCGCGUUGGGCAGCAGCAUCGGCAUGCUCUAUCUGUACUGCCGGCACCUCAACCAGAUGAGGAAGUACAACUUUGAGGGGAAAACGGAAUCUAUCACUGUGGUGAAGCUGCUGAGCUGCUUUGAUGACCUGGUGGCAGCAGGCACAGCCUCUGGCAGGGUUGCAGUUUUUCAACUUGUAUCUUCAUUGCCCGGGAGAAAUAAACAGCUUCGGAGAUUUGAUGUCACUGGUAUUCACAAAAAUAGCAUUACAGCUCUGGCUUGGAGCCCCAAUGGAAUGAAAUUGUUCUCUGGAGAUGACAAAGGCAAAAUUGUUUAUUCUUCUCUGGAUCUAGACCAGGGGCUCUGUAACUCCCAGCUGGUGCUGGAGGAGCCGUCUUCCAUUGUGCAGCUGGAUUAUAGCCAGAAAGUGCUGCUGGUCUCUACUCUGCAAAGAAGUCUGCUCUUUUACACUGAAGAAAAGUCUGUAAGGCAAAUUGGAACACAACCAAGGAAAAGUACUGGGAAAUUUGGUGCUUGUUUUAUACCAGGACUCUGUAAGCAAAGUGAUCUAACCUUGUAUGCGUCACGGCCUGGGCUCCGGCUGUGGAAGGCUGAUGUCCACGGGACUGUUCAAGCCACAUUUAUCUUAAAAGAUGCUUUUGCUGGGGGAGUCAAGCCUUUUGAACUGCACCCGCGUCUGGAAUCCCCCAACAGUGGAAGUUGCAGCUUACCUGAGAGGCACCUGGGGCUUGUUUCAUGUUUCUUUCAAGAAGGCUGGGUACUGAGUUGGAAUGAAUAUAGUAUCUAUCUCCUAGACACAGUCAACCAGGCCACAAUUGCUGGUUUGGAAGGAUCCGGCGAUAUUGUGUCUGUUUCGUGCACAGAAAAUGAAAUAUUUUUCUUGAAAGGAGAUAGGAACAUUAUAAGAAUUUCAAGCAGGCCUGAAGGAUUAACAUCAAUAGUGAGAGAUGGUCUGGAGAUGUCUGGAUGCUCAGAGCGUGUCCACGUGCAGCAAGCAGAGAAGCUGCCAGGGGCCACAGUUUCUGAGACGAGGCUCAGAGGCUCUUCUAUGGCCAGCUCCGUGGCCAGUGAGCCAAGGAGCAGGAGCAGCUCACUCAACUCCACCGACAGCGGCUCCGGGCUCCUGCCCCCCGGGCUCCAGGCCACCCCUGAGCUGGGCAAGGGCAGCCAGCCCCCGUCACAGAGAUUCAACGCCAUCAGCUCAGAGGACUUUGACCAGGAGCUUGUCGUGAAGCCUAUCAAAGUGAAAAGGAAGAAGAAGAAGAAGAAGACAGAAGGUGGAAGCAGGAGCACCUGUCACAGCUCCCUGGAAUCGACACCCUGCUCCGAAUUUCCUGGGGACAGUCCCCAGUCCUUGAACACAGACUUGCUGUCGAUGACCUCAAGUGUCCUGGGCAGCAGCGUGGAUCAGUUAAGUGCAGAGUCUCCAGACCAGGAAAGUGGCUUCAGUGGUGAAGUGAACGGUGUCCCGCAGGAAAAUACUGACCCCGAAACGUUUAAUGUCCUGGAGGUGCCAGGAUCAGUGCCUGAUUCUCUGGCUGAGGAAGAUGACAUUAGAACUGAAAUGCCACACUGUCACCAUGCACAUGGGCAGGAGCUCCUCAAUGGAGUGAGGGAAGAUGUGGGAGGCAGUGAUGUCACAGGACUCGAAGAUAAGCCGUGUCCUGCAGACGAUGGACCAAAUAGCACACAGUUACCCUUCCAAGAACAGGACAGCUCUCCUGGGGUGCAUGAUGGGGAAGACGUCCAACCCAUUGGCCCCCAAAGCACUUUUUGUGAAGUCCCCCUCCUGAACUCACUCACUGUGCCUUGCAGCCUCAGCUGGGCCCCAAGUGCUGAGCAGUGGCUGCCUGGGACCAGAGCUGAAGAAGGCAGCCCCGUGGAGCCCAGCCAAGAGCAGGACGUCCUAACUAGCAUGGAGGCCUCUGGCCACCUCAGCACAAAUCUCUGGCAUGCUGUCACUGAUGAUGACACAGGUCAGAAAGAAAUACCCAUCUCUGAACGUGUCUUGGGGAGUGUGGGAGGACAGCUGACUCCGGUCUCUGCUUUGGCGGCCAGCACUCACAAGCCCUGGCUUGAGCAGCCUCCACGGGAUCAGACGUUGACGUCCAGCGAUGAGGAGGACAUCUAUGCCCACGGGCUUCCUUCUUCAUCCUCGGAGACAAGUGUGACAGAGCUCGGACCUAGUCACUCCCAGCAGGACCUGAGCCGGCUGGGUGCAGAGGAUGCUGGGCUGCUCAAGCCAGAUCAGUUUGCAGAAAGCUGGAUGGGCUAUUCGGGUCCCGGCUAUGGCAUCCUCAGCUUGGUGGUCUCCGAGAAGUAUAUCUGGUGCCUGGACUACAAAGGCGGCCUGUUCUGCAGUGCGUUGCCGGGCGCCGGGCUGCGCUGGCAGAAGUUUGAAGAUGCUGUCCAGCAGGUGGCAGUCUCGCCCUCAGGAGCCCUUCUGUGGAAGAUUGAACAGAAAUCUAACCGGGCUUUUGCUUGUGGGAAAGUCACCAUCAAGGGGAAGCGGCACUGGUACGAAGCCCUGCCCCAGGCAGUGUUUGUGGCCCUGAGCGAUGACACGGCCUGGAUCAUCAGGACCAGUGGGGACCUGUACUUGCAGACAGGUCUGAGCGUGGAUCGCCCUUGUGCCAGAGCCGUAAAGGUGGACUGUCCCUAUCCGCUGUCCCAGAUCACAGCCCGGAACAAUGUGGUGUGGGCGCUGACAGAGCAGAGGGCCCUCCUGUACCGGGAGGGCGUGAGCAGCUUCUGUCCGGAAGGCGAGCAGUGGAAGUGUGACAUCGUCAGCGAAAGGCAAGCUUUAGAACCCGUCUGCAUAACGCUCGGGGAUCAGCAGACUCUCUGGGCCCUGGACAUCCAUGGGAACCUGUGGUUCAGAACUGGCAUUAUUUCCAAGAAGCCCCAAGGAGAUGACGACCAUUGGUGGCAAGUGAGCAUCACAGACUAUGUGGUGUUUGACCAGUGCAGCUUAUUUCAGACGAUAAUCCAUGCCACUCACUCAGUGGCCACAGCAGCCCAAGCCCCCGUAGAAAAGGUGGCAGAUAAGCUGCGCAUGGCGUUUUGGUCCCAGCAGCUUCAGUGCCAGCCAAGCCUUCUCGGGGUCAAUAACAGCGGUGUCUGGAUCUCCUCGGGCAAGAAUGAAUUCCACGUCGCUAAGGGAAGUCUCAUAGGCACCUACUGGAAUCAUGUGGUUCCCCGUGGGACAGCUUCUGCUACAAAAUGGGCCUUUGUGUUGGCUUCUGCGGCUCCCACGAAGGAAGGAAGCUUCCUGUGGCUGUGCCAGAGCAGCAAGGACCUGUGCAGCGUCAGCGCCCAGAGCGCACAGUCACGGCCCUCCACGGUGCAGCUGCCUCCCGACGCCGAGAUGCGCGCCUAUGCCGCCUGCCAGGAUGCGCUGUGGGCGCUGGACAGCCUCGGCCAGGUGUUCAUCAGGACGCUCUCCAAGAGCUGCCCCACGGGCAUGCACUGGACCAGGCUGGACCUCUCCCAGCUAGGAGCUGUAAAAUUGACAAGCUUGGCAUGUGGAAAUCAGCACAUCUGGGCCUGUGAUUCCAGGGGUGGAGUUUACUUCCGUGUAGGGACUCAGCCUCUCAAUCCCAGUCUCAUGCUUCCAGCCUGGAUAAUGAUUGAGCCACCUGUCCAGCCUGCCGGGGUCAGCUUGGUCAGCGUCCAUUCCAGCCCCAACGACCAGAUGCUGUGGGUGCUUGACAGCAGGUGGAACGUGCACGUGCGGACCGGGAUCACCGAGGAGAUGCCUGUGGGAACCGCCUGGGAGCACGUGCCAGGGUUGCAGGCCUGCCAGCUGGCACUGAGCACCAGGACCGUGUGGGCCCGCUGUCCAAAUGGAGACCUCGCCCGGCGGUACGGCGUCACAGACAAGAACCCCGCCGGGGACUACUGGAAGAAAAUUCCCGGCAGCGUGUCGUGUUUCACAGUGACUGCGUCAGAUGAGCUGUGGGCUGUGGGCCCGCCCGGCUACCUCCUCCAACGGCUGACAAAGACGUUCAGCCACUCGCACGGCACCCAGAAGAGCAGCCAGGCUGCCAUGCCCCACCCCGAGGACCUGGAGGACGAGUGGGAGGUCAUCUGAAGGAGCCCUGGCAGAGUCACGCAGAGGGGCCUGGCGUCUGUAGUGGGCACAGUGGCUUCGGAGUCACUCCCUGGUGGACGUGCUGCCGCAACACUUGUCCAGACACCUCUGGCCAGGUUGGACCCGCACACUUACUUUCAUCUAUGUUGGUUUCUGUCUCGUUCCAGAACCCACAGCCUCCACCCAUGGCUGGCGUGAUUGCUGCAGCAGUGGCGCCUCCGAGCUCAGGACAGUGGCGACUGCCCAGCUGCAUGCACUCCGAUUACCCGCGUGCUGCCGUCCUGGUCUCAUCCACAGAUAGCUCCAGCUUUUGUUGGUGGGAGUGGUCUCCGGAGGCCUCCCAGAACCAAGGGUAGCCGGGCAGCUGGUUUGGCCCAGGGCCUCUUUCCACAUUAGUAGCCCCAGGGCCAGAUGGAGCCAAAGGUCAACUCUCUGUAGCGCAGGAUGUGCUCGGUGAUGGCUUUGUCCCAUCAUAGGGGGGUGUCCCCCCAGAGACAAAGCUGCAGAGCACAUUCCACGCCAGAUGCUCUGGCCAGGAAGCCGAGGCCGGGCUUGAGAGGAGAGCGCUGGCCAUGCCAGGAGAGAACACACGCACAUGCACACCACACCACACCACACACCUCACCUCACCACACAACACACCACACCGCACUGCACCAUACCUCACCACAUCUCACCACACCACAGCACACCUCACCACACCAAACCGUACCAUACCACACAACACACCACACACACCACACUGCACUGCACCGCACCGCACCAUACCUCUCGACACCACACCUCACCACACCACACCUCACCACACCUCACCACACCACACCUCACCACACCACACCUCACCACACCUCACCACACCACACCUCACCACACCUCACCACACCACACCUCACCUCACCACACAACACACCACACCGCACUGCACCAUACCUCACCACACCUCACACCACACCACAGCACACCUCACCACACCACACCGCACCAUACCACACAACACACCACACCGCACUGCACCAUACCUCACCACAUCUCACCACACCACAGCACACCUCACCACACCACACCACACCACACCACACACCACACCACACACACCACACCCCACACCACACCACACCACACACACCACACCCCACACCACACCACACCUCACCUCACCUCGCUGCCCACACGCGGCGCAGGCUGCCCGCCUCCUGGAGAGCACACUUCAGCUGAAACAGUAAAGCCUGAUGGGUGCAAAUGGAACCUGGAUGUGUGCAUGUGUGUCCCAGGCAGGGACGGCACAGGAGGGUGCAUGGGGCGUGGGGGAGCUGAGCAAGGGUCGCUCACUUAGAAAUGUCUUUGGAAUGGUAUUUAACUAAUGCUGCUGGCGGACAUCCUAAAACCAGAUGCAUCCUCAGAGGAUGAGUCUACUAAUUAUUGCCUUUUCUGUUGUAUUACAAACCUGCAUAAAAUACCUCAUUUCAAAUCAAAUCUUACAAAUUUAGAAGAGAGAUGUAUUUUCCGAAAACAGUGGAAGGCCUUUGUUCCUUCCCGGGUUUGUCCUGAGCCUGCACUGUCCUCGCCUGCAGCCUCAGAGGGGCAGGCAUCCCCGCACAGACUUGACCGGCAGGGCGGUCACAGGACCUGCGGGCUGGCCACGAGUGGCAGCCCAUGCCUUCUGCAGGGUAUGGGUUGACACUUGACAGGUUGAAACCAGUGCCUCUAUGGACGGCUGCUGUGGCCCCUUCAGACAAUGGGCAGUGCCCACCCCGCCCACUGGCAUCUGCGCGUGAGGGCUAGGCCGCCCCGCCACACAUCCCGCCCCCUCCCAGAGGCAGCUUCAGGAUAGGACACCAGGCUGGCUGCUUUUUUUAGCCUGCCUCUGGCCCAGGCCUAGUCCUCGGUGUCAGGGAGCCCCCAGGCCACAGGUGGAGGGUGAUAAAAUAUGUUCUCUGACAGGACCCAGCCAGCCACACAGGUGGAGGUUUUCCGUGUCCAAAUGAGGUCAAGAUGCCGAAAUCCCAGAUCUGACUUCACACUUCCCUUUUCUAGAACCUUUUAUAAAAGUUGGUGGCAGCAGAGGCAGCCCCAGGCUGGGCUGCACCUCUCUGUGUCUGUUGUGCCUUGCCCGGCGCCUCACGGAUGGCAAAGCUCUCCUCACCCAUGGGACUGUAGUGCAAUUAAACCUGCGUCUAGGUGAUGCUUUUAAACUUGUAGCUUCGUGCUUUGUACGGUUUUCUUUCUGGUUUUAAUUUUUAGUUGUGCUUUGAGUCAGUGCAAUAAACUAGACUUUUUCCAAA